Molecule: messenger RNA, 3379 nt
Organism: Sceloporus undulatus (fence lizard)
Lineage: Eukaryota; Metazoa; Chordata; Lepidosauria; Squamata; Phrynosomatidae
Gene: TXNDC11
Product: thioredoxin domain containing 11
Exons: 12
Coding region: 196-3018 (940 amino acids)
Source: RefSeq, a predicted model, not a curated record
GGCGGCGACUAGGAGCAGGAGGGAGGCGCCAGGCCGGCACUAGGCCCCGCCGGUCCCUGGCUGACUCAGGCGGAGGGAGGGAGGCAGGCAGGGCGACGUGGCGGCGCCGGGUUCGCCGAGGAGGAGAACCAGGGAGCAGCCGGGGCCCAGGCGGGGCUCCGCCUCGGAAGGAAGGACCAGGAGGAGAGGCCGGGCAUGUCGGCCUCCAGAGGCCUCGGCUCCACCGCCGCUGACGACGAGCAGGCCGCCUCCUCCUCCUCCUCCUGCUGCCGCUGCUGCCGGGUCUGGGGCCCUGGUGCCGGUGCCCUGCUCCCCCGCCGCAUGGCCCGGAGUCCCUCGGUGCUGCUGGGCCUGGCCGCCCUGGUCCUGGGCCUGGCCGCCCUCCUGGCCCUCAGCGCCGGCGGAAGCCGAGCGAAAGAUGUGACGAUGCCAGCGAAGCUCCCGGUCGGCUUCUUCUCUUCGAAAUCUCCGGUCCAUGAUCUUUUCCUGGGGCAGCUGGAUCACGCAGAGAACAUCCGGCGGGAUUCGGAGGUCAGCCUGUUUUAUUUCUAUGCCCCGUGGUGCGGACAGUCCCUCGCGGUCCGAGAAGAGAUUGAGAAGGUGGCCAGCAGCCUGGCAGACCAGGUCUUAUUUGUGGCAAUCAACUGCUGGUGGAACCAAGGGAAAUGCCGGAAACAGAAGCAGUUCUUUUACUUCCCGGUGAUAUAUUUAUACCAUCGGAGCUUUGGGCCUAUUGAGUACAAAGGCCCAAUGAACGCUGUUUACAUUGAGAAAUUUGUCCGUCGAGUGAUGACUCCCCUGCUUUACAUCUCAUCUCAGUCAAAACUCCAGCAGUUCCUCUCCCAUUAUGAACCUGGAGUGUUGGGCUACUUUGAGUUCAAUGCCUCACCUCAGCCCCCUGGUUACCUGACCUUCUUUACCUCAGCGUUGCAUUCGCUAAACAAAGAUUACCUUGGAUCCAUCCACUUUGGAGUGAUCACGGAUAGGCUGAUUGCCAAGGAGAUCCCGCUGACCAGCUCAGGCAGCGUCUACCUGCACAGGCGUGUCAAUACAUCCCUCCUCUACCCACAUGAAGCCAUGAACUACACUGCUGAAAACGUGUGGAAGUGGGCCCUGGACAACCGGGAGACCUUUGUCCGCUGGCUGAGACCCCAUGGAGGGAAGAGUCUCUUGCUGAACAACGAGCUGAAGAAGGGACCAGCCCUCUUCCUCUUCCUUCCCUUUGACCCCUUGGCAGAAAACCAUCCUCUCAUAGAUGAGAUUUCCAAGUUGGCAUUGGAGUACAACUGGUGCAACAAGAGCCAGGAUACGGAGCAAGGUGCCAGUGGCUCUCAAGGGGCAGAGGACCCAAUGGCUGGCAUCACCCUCGGUCUAGCAGAAGGCCCCUCUGCCGCCAAGCUCCCCUGUUGCAACACCGUGGUGCUCCCCCCGCAGUGGCAUUCCCUCUCGCGGACCCCCCACAACGUCUGUGAGCUGUGCAUCAACCAGACAGUUGGGGUCAGGCCCAGCCAUCUGGGCAGGCUGGCCUGCAACUUCUUUGAGAUCGAGGCUGCCUUGGAUUCUUUCUACCUCAAGGAGCGGACUUUCUUCCAAGUUGUGCCCAAGGCGGUUUCCCUGUGCAGCAACUUCCUCAGUUUUUACAGCCCUUUCAGCUACUACACCGCAUGCUGCAGGACGGUGAACGGGGCCCCGCUGAACUGGGUGGGCUCCGGAAAGACCUCCGGCCAGCCCUUGGAAGGCGCCUUUUCUUCCCAUGGGAAGAUCUGGAAAGACAGGCCCCAGAGCUCUAUGCCUCACAUUGAGGACGGGAGCGGUCUCCUCCCGGAAAGCACUUGCUGCGGCUCCAAUUUCACUGGCCUGAGUUGCAGAACCAACAAGACCUUAAACCUCUACUUGCUGGAUUCAAAUCUCUUCUGGACCUAUGCAGAAAGGCUGGGCGCCUCACACGCUCCUCCUGUGAAGGAGUUUGCUACCAUCGUGGAUCUCAAGGAAGAGACUCAUUACGUCCUGGAUCAGAACCAGGCUCUGCUGAAAUCUAAUCUCGAAACCUUCAUUCAAAACUACAGUGUUGUGUACAGUCCCUUGAAAAGGCACCUGGUUGGCGAGAGGAGAACCGAACGUCUGCAGGCCCAAAACAGGAUCCAAGAAAUUACCACCAGCACUUUUCGCGAGACUGUGUUGAACAGCAAAAAGGAUGUCUUGCUGCUGUAUUACUCACCAUGGUGUGGCUUCUGCAUGUCUCUCAACCACGUCUUCAUCCAGCUUGCUCGGAUCCUGCCUCCCGAUGACUUUGUGGUGGCCAGGAUUGACGUUUCUCGCAAUGAUCUGCCCUGGGAGUUCAUGACCGACCAGCUACCCAAUGUUCUCUUUUUUCCUCAUGACAGGAAGGACCAAAGCAUGCGGUUCCCGCCGGACGUCCGGCUCACCCUUCCCAACCUCCUCAAAUUCCUCCUGGCCCACUCCAGCCAGCCCUCCCUUGCCUCCAGCCUGGAGCCUUGUCUCAACGGUUGCCUCUGGGGUGAGGCCGCCCUGCAGCGAGGAUGCAUUGCCCACCUGGAGCGCCAGGUAGAGAAGCUUCGGGCAGAGAUCCGGGCCCUCCACCGGGCCCAGGCCCAGCUCCAGGGACAGCUCUCGGAUGCCCGGCGGGAGAGCCAGCGGCUCCAGCAGGAGGCCCGUCUCCUGCGGAAGCAACAGAGCUCCCUCCAGAGCCAGCGGGAACACCUGCAGGGCCUCCACGACCAGAAGACUCGGGAGCUGGAAGGGCUGGCAGAGAAGCUCCAGGAGCUGGCCGACGCCUCGGAGACCCUCCUGGCCGAGAACGCCUUCCUCAAGGUCCUGCUGGCCGCGGCGGAGAAGAAGUGGAGGACUGAGGCUGAGCCAGAGGUCGGGCUGGCCAAAGAGGAGCCUGGCCUGGCUGUUCCAGCCACUGAAAAUUUCCCCGAAGCAGAGCAGAAUGGCCAGACCCAAAUGGACGCCCGGCUGGCUUCUGAGCACAGCAAAGAGAACUGGACCGAGUAGCCCUUUUGCCAAGAACCGCAGCGGCAAAGGGGACGGUCGGAGGGAGGGAGGAGGAACCCAACACAAAUCACGUUUGGACUCACUGGACUGGGAAGAUCUUUUUGCAAACUUUAUUGAAAUUUCCUUGUAAAGCCUUGCCCCCCCCCCCCCCCCCCCCCAAUUGCUGUGUGUUUUCUCGGACUAGAAAAGAAAAAAGAAAUCAAAUAUUUUUCUAAUGAGCCAUGAAAACCAGGUAAGAGACAGAACUGGAGGCCUGUGACUUCAAGAAGAGUCUGGGGUCAUUUGCACUUUACUGUUGCACUAAUUUGAUAGCUUUUUUGGUAUCGAUUUGGACUAAAUUAAAAACAAUUUGGUUGGAGGA